GCAGUCAUUUUAAACAGAUCUUUUCACUGUAGGAGGAAGUAUGUGAGUGGUAAAAAAAAGCUGAAUGCAGGCACUAGGUCUAUACUCAUUCGGGGGAGUGAGCUGUUUAUACACGCCUCUAUCAACAAAUUGGGAAAAUGGCGUCACCACAGAAAAGUUGGAUUACUAGAAGUAGAAGACAGGCUGCAACGUUGGAUCGUUUCUCCCCGUGAAUUUGUCAACUUUGGUAUUUGGAAUUUACUUGGAAGGUACAACCAGUGACUGUUAGGUACAAGCUGUGAGGAUUUUGUAGAACUUUUUUUGGCGGUACCAAAGAGAUGUGACGUCGGUAACCAGUUUCAUGAUGAAUGUAAGAGACGGAAUUCCUAUCGUCUGCGUGCUGUUCGCUGCUAUCUUGGGGUUACCGGCUUGCAGCGCCAAUCAAUUUGUUAUCAAGCUGUGGAAUUUUAGGGUUGAAGAGAUCAACCCUGCGCAGUACCAGGUUGAUGGAUACACUGACGUGACAUUCAGGGCUAACCUGAAGUCCGAAGGCCCCGUUCCCCCGAGCGACCCCACUGGGAACAUUAGCAUCGUCUUUCUCGUUCUCAGCCUUAACGGUAGAGGCGGUGCACUGAACAUUGGCAACGUGUCAACAGGCCUCGGGCCCGAGGACUUGUGGGAGGGGCGGAGCCUCCACUUACAGGCACGCAUUUGGGUCGAAAUGGCAGUGUGCAACAACACGACGGCGGACCUGCAUCUGUGCGCUGCGGGGAAGUUGAACGGGGUAACCGAGCACCUCGACGAGAAUUACAUAGACUGCCGCGAGCUGAACAAAGAUAUUGAAGAGGGCGGAGCCGGUCUGAUCAACUGUAAAGUGGAAGGGUCUGACGGUGUUGAGCCUUACAUAAUUGCACUUCCAGUCCUGUUGUCUGUUCUGAUCGUGGUCCUUCUGCUGUUUUUAUGCUGGAAGUGUUUCAAGCGUCGCCAAAGUAACCUAUCCGAUGGUGUACAGCAGUCGGACUAUUUGUCCCGACCACGGAAGAGUCUUGCACACAUUUACGAAGAUCUUUCCAACAGGUUGUCCAGCGUCCACAUGCCAUUCAGACGAGGACAUAGAGAUGAUAAGGAGAACGACUACGAAAUUACAGUUUCGCCUGAUGCUGGCACAAGAAACGACGGAUUUCAGGCAGAAAUCGAGAGUAACAGCCGAGGUGACACAAACGUCUCCGUACACGAAGAAACAGACGGCAUGGAAACAGACGGCAUCCCAAAUGCCACCCGCAGGGAUCCAUUUGCUAAGCGGCCGAGCCAGCCCAACCAGUAUAUCCUCGAAGACCCAUCGCUGAUCCGCCGGCUGAGCCCGCUCAAAAGCGAGGAGUUGCAGACACGCUUCUUUCUCGCAGGUGUCCCCUCAGGGGAGACCACCGAUGAAAUGGAAGAGUCCGAUGACCUCGCGGGCUAUUCCAAGUGCCUAGUAGAUCCUGUGAGUAGACACGAGACAGCCGUAGAUGCUGAAGCUUCCGUAGACUCUGUGCCAGUCGCUGCACCUGCAUUCAUCCUGCUAAAGACAGAGGAGGAUGAGGGCACUUGGGGUCCAGAAGCUCUGAGGAACCGGGCCCCGUCGGUGGACAUGCCUCUCUACAAUGCUCCCGAUAUUCCUGUGGAUUCCGAUCCCGACUCCGAUGUGGCAUCAACUGACCCGAAUCCAGACCAGCCCAUCCAGUCCCCUCCCGCCUCCUCGAGCCCGUUGCCCUCGAACCCCGCACCUGAUCAAAUCUCAACGGAUUCCGAUCCCGAAUGUGAUCCCGAGUUCGACUCGCCUUACUUGCCGCCCGCUGCGAAGCCGCAGCUGCCAGACAAGCCGGAACUCCGAUCCGUUUCUAACUCGAAAUCUGACACGGAUUCUGAAAUAUGUCCCUCUGAAGUACCCGUUUCCAUUUAUAGUACCUCGAUUAGGGACACACGCAGGGACCACUAUCCUAAGCCCAAGCCCCACCCUACCAACCCCUCUGAAAUGACUAAUCCAGAUUCGGAUGAGGAUGAUAAACCAGAGCCCCCUCCCAGACGGAGUCCAAAGCCACCCUUAAGUAUGGACACCGAUCCUGGUCAACGGUCUGAUCCGGAUCAACCUCCCAGCGGCCCUGCCUCAGUAUUCGACGCGAGACCAGUCGAAAGAAGCCACGAAGUGCCUCGUUAUGAAGACACGCUUAGUUUGCAGAGUAGUCCCAGGAUGCCAGACCACAAGCCGCAGCUUCCGCCCAAACCUCGGAGAGAUUCGGAGAAAGCCGACGAUGAAAAUGAAGAGGCAAAUCGCCCACCUCGACCUCAGCUGCCCUCGAAGCCGCUGAAAUUGAGCAAGUCUGACCCCGGUACUCGUAAAAAAGAAAAAGAUAAUGAAGACUGGAGCAGCCGAAGUACUUCAAGUACGUCCAAGCCAGCGCUGAAGGCAAAACCCCCGUCACUUUCACUUUACAAGCCUCAAGCUGACUCCGAGGAGUCCAACAUAUCAAACUUUCCGGAUGUAAAACUAAACGCGUUGAGAAGUCCAUCAUCUUCACAGAAGAAGCCUUCUGUCGAUCAAAAGGUCAUGGACAUGGCCAUCAGAAGGGCCCGAGAUAGCACAGCCAAGUCACCCAACUCAGAUGAGCUUGACAGAGGUCCCUCUAUGCCACAUCAUGCCUCUGCUUCACCAACUACACCAAAGCCCACGGAUUCGGAUUUCGUGCAACUUGUCAUGGAGAACUACCUGUCUCUCAUGUACGAGAUGUCGAAGGGAGACGAAGACUACGAAGUCGCGAUCCAGAAUGAGCAGGACAAACUCAAUGCCGACGACAGUCCAGCUGUAGAGCCUCGUACGCUCAGACGCAGAAAGUCCUACGCUGCUCAGUUGACGCUCAAGCGGAAACGACUGACGGUGCAAUCAGCAGAUGUGUAUGUCAAUUUGUGGAACAAGUCCUUGGAGUUAGAUCGCGCCAAUCUGACAGUGGAUAGAGAGAAGCCCUUGGGCGAGGGUCAGUUUGGGAAAGUGUACAAGGGAUUUGCCAGAGGGGUCAGAGGUCGAGAAGGGGUCACCGUGGUGGCUGUCAAGGAGUUGAAAGACGGGGCAGAGACAGAUGACAAGAACGAAUUCUUGAAGGAGCUGGCUAUCCAGUCCAUAAUAGAGAAGCAUCCACACGUGGUCGAGAUUCUCGGUUGCUGCAUACGAGACGAACCAAUUUGCAUCAUCACCGAGUACCUCACGGGCGGCAACCUCCUGAGCUUUCUGCGGGGGAAAUCGCCCAAGAAGACCGGACCAGACUUGAUUCGGCACUACCUCGCCAAAUUCGGCCUCCAUAUCGCCAGGGGUAUGGCACACAUCUCCAAGAAGGAGAUAGUUCACCGGGAUCUUGCCGCCCGCAACAUCCUCAUCAGUGAAGAGGAGGUCUGCAAAGUAGCCGACUUCGGAUUCGCUCGGGACGUCUUCGGCAUUGAGUACUAUCGACGUGCCCCUGACAAAGCGCCAAUUCGCUGGUACGGGCCCGAGUCGAUCCUGGACAACGUUUUCAGCACGAAAUCAGACGUCUGGUCUUUUGGCAUCUUACUCUUCGAAAUUGCCACGCUUGGGAGGGUGGCGCCCUACACAGGCUGUACCAACGAGGAGGUCAGGUUUAAGGUGUCUGCCGGCAUGCACCCCAAUAGACCACCGAACUGCGACACCGAGCUGUUCAAGAUCAUGAAAAAGUGUUGGUCGAAGAAGGCAGAGGACCGCCCUUCGUUCGUGGAUCUCGUGGACAUCUUUGAGGACGUCCAGAGCCUCUAUCCGGACCCGUCGUAACAAAUUUGACGAUGAGUUCUUGUUGAACGAACAAGACGAGGAAGAGUCAUUCUAGUGGGCCACGUUGCCAAGAGACAAAAACAAGAUCAGCAAGUAGGCUCCCGGGAUGAAACCGACACCAGUCUCGCAAAAACAGAGUUGAUGAAAAGAUUGACUCGGAAGCUCGAGGGCAUUAAAACAGGUCACGGGUGUUUGCCGUGGGAAUUCCGUCAGAUGACUGGAUCGUAAUAACUCGGAAGAUGUUUACGCUAAACUGUACACUCAGCUGAUUACUGUCAAAGUUAAUGCAAAAGAGAGCGUAACUGCUUAGAAUGCUGCUAACCAUGUCACUCAGUUUUGUAAUAGACUCAGUUACACUGCUUUUAAGUCAUUUCAGAAUUGUACAUCUUUUCUUACGUUUUAAGAUAUGAAUGUACACAAAUCAAACAAGUCGAAAUUUCAGCCUGCAGCCAUGUUAGAAAUGGGCUUCCAGAGCUAUGGCUAUGUCUAUCAUCAGCCUGUCCCCACGUAUUUCCAAUGGAGGGAAGACUUGCCAUACAAACAUUAAAACAACAGUAAUAUCAUACACGUAGAACAUGUCGCACGCCCUCUGGCGCCGCACUUGGAAGGAGACCAAGCUAUAGGAGGAAGUUAUUGAUUGGUAUAAAUUGAUCUAAUGGAAACUAAUGAAAUUUGAAGACAAAUCAAAGCCCUGUCUCUGUCAGUGCGAUAAAGAGCGAAACUCUUUCUCCUCGAUAAAAUUCUCUCUAAAGUUCCGACUUCUCUCUGUACCGAGAUUUGCCAAAAAAGUGUAAACGCUGAAAUUUCAGGAAAACGGGUUAUGCUUGGAGUGAAAGGAAAUGACAUGAUUUGCAAAGCCUGGAUGAACGAAGUUCUUAUAAUAAUUUGUGGAUAUUUGUUUUUUCUGAUUGUACGUGUAUAAAAGUCAAAGUAUGCUUCUGGACUUUUCAUGGAAGAAACAAAUGGAUCAGCGCAUAACACGUAUAACCACGUUGUUGCCAAUAUUAUUUAAAUAAACAGCGAUCUACCCAGAGUUUGAA
Messenger RNA from Acanthaster planci (crown-of-thorns starfish), 4833 nucleotides. RefSeq lists its product as uncharacterized. Gene Ontology annotation, cellular component: signaling receptor complex; plasma membrane. The record is from RefSeq and is a predicted model, not a curated record. Gene Ontology annotation, molecular function: ATP binding; transmembrane receptor protein tyrosine kinase activity. Gene Ontology annotation, biological process: protein phosphorylation; cell surface receptor protein tyrosine kinase signaling pathway; positive regulation of kinase activity. NCBI's taxonomy places the organism in Eukaryota, Metazoa, Echinodermata, Asteroidea, Valvatida, Acanthasteridae.